Drosophila sechellia is the source of this 3262-nucleotide messenger RNA. RefSeq names its product Dpr-interacting protein delta (gene DIP-delta). The transcript is spliced from 12 exons. Lineage: Eukaryota; Metazoa; Arthropoda; Insecta; Diptera; Drosophilidae. Gene Ontology annotation, cellular component: neuron projection. The record is from RefSeq and is a predicted model, not a curated record. Bases 530 to 1939 code for a protein of 469 amino acids.
UAGAAGUCAGCCCGCGAGUUUUCAUCGCAAUCGAAAAUUGUCAAUAAAACACUACAAAUUAAUCAUCAUUUAAUCACAGUUAAAAAAGAGUUAAUUACAAAUUACUCGGUCGUAAAAAGUGCUCAUACCUAAACAUACAAAGUAAAGUAAUUUGAAUUCAAUUAACCACCAAUGUGUGUAACAAUCAAAAUAAAUCUUGUGAAAAACAACAGCCGCGGAAACACAACAAUAACAACAGAAACCAUGGGCAAAUGCCAUUCGGCGCGUCAAGUGAAUUAAGCGAUUUUUAAAGCUUUACGCUAAAUGAAAUUUGAAUUGCCAAAGUGUGCACUUGUGUGUGCAAAUUAAAUUACGCAAAUCAAAUAAAUGUUUUAACCAAAUAAAAAUAGGAAUCGAAAAGAAUACGGAGUGCAAAUAAAAAUACUGUGCAAAAAUUAACAACUAUAGUGUAAAUAAUUCAACAAAUAUUUUAUAGUACCAGACAUAGAUAAAAUUAAACGCAGAAAAGCAAAACAACGAAUACAACAAAAUGUUUAUUCUAACGGUAGUUAAAUUGCUGCUGAUAGCAUUGAAUAUAUUUCCCAGUCGCUUCACAAAUCGACGGAUUAUGUUCCUCAUCUACAUGACAAAUCUGGUGACGCACGUCAUGAUGGAUGAGCCACGUUUUGCGCAGCCGAUACCAAACGUCACCGUUGCUGUGGGUCGAGAUGCCAAUCUGCCCUGCGUUGUGGAGCAUUUGGGUGGCUACAAGGUGGCCUGGAUUCACAUAGACAGGCAAAUGAUACUGACCAUCCACCGGCAUGUGAUAUCGAGGAUACCGAGAUAUAGCAUCACCUACACGGACAACACGUGGCUGCUGCACGUGAAUCAGGCUCAUCAGGACGAUCGCGGCUACUAUAUGUGCCAGGUCAACACCAACCCGAUGAUUAGCCAAGUGGGCUACCUACAGGUGGUCGUGCCCCCAAAUAUUUUGGACAUUGAGAGUACGCCGUCGUCGGUGGCGGUGCGUGAAAAUCAAAAUAUCAACAUGACGUGCCGGGCCGAUGGCUUCCCGGCCCCAAAAAUAAUUUGGCGUCGCGAGGAUGGAGAGGAAAUUGCCGUCGAAAAGAAGAAGAAAGUUCUCGUGUACGAUGCUGAUGUCCUGCCGCUAACCAAAGUGAGUCGCAAUGAAAUGGGCGCCUAUUUGUGCAUCGCCACCAAUGGAGUACCGCCAUCGGUGUCCAAGCGCAUCAUUCUGGACGUGGAGUUCUCGCCGAUGAUUUGGGUGCCGAAUCAACUUGUUGGCGCCCCAUCCGGCACAGAUGUAACCAUCGAUUGCCACACGGAGGCGCAUCCCAAAGCCAUUAUCUAUUGGGUAUACAAUUCGGUGAUGGUGUUGCCGAGCAAAAAGUAUAAAACCGACUACACGGAGAACUCCUAUCGUGCCCACAUGAAGCUGACGAUAAGAAACCUACAAUAUGGUGACUUUGGCAACUAUCGAUGCAUCUCGAAGAACUCGCUGGGGGAAACGGAAGGCUCCAUACGUGUUUACGAAAUACCUUUGCCAUCCACACCAUCCAAGCAGGUCACCCACACCACCGUCGAGUCCAGGGAGAACAAUAUCAUACCCUCAUCACGCAACGACACAACGAAAUCCCUACAAACGGAUGUGGGAUAUGCCAUGAAGAACGAUUUAUAUCCAGGCUCGGCCUCCUCGUCAUCUUCGGGAGGCAGUUCCUCGGCGGCCUCGUCCUCCUCCUCGAUGCAGACCUCGGCAUUGCCAGGAGGAGUGGCGGGAAAUAGUCUAUCAUCGAUGGGCUCCAAAGGAUCCUUGGCGAUAGGCAAGAGCACGUUCUACACAGAAAGACCACCGAAUGAGUACGCCGCCUCGUCAGUGGCUGGCCUGCUGCUUCAUAGAGCAUUGCUGUUCGGCUCUGGAAUUUAUUUGACCCUGCUUUGAAAUCAAUAAGUCGUUUGAGUUAAUCAAUAAGCAUUUGGAAAAUGCAGCCAAAGGGGGUCUAGUAAAACGGGGGAAUAGCUUAGGUACAUCAUCAUAUUUCAUAGCUGAAAGUAUAUCAAAAAUCCAAUAAUAAUAUUUAACAAACAAAACUGCUUCAAACUUGGCUCACUUCACAGCUAUAGGAAUUUGUAAAAGUAUUUAAAUAAAAUUUAAAACAUAAAGAAAAAGAAAAAGUAUUUUGCAGAACAAUAAAAUGCUCAUUGUAUGUAUAGAACUUAUGAAAUUCGAAGCUUAAGAUAAAUUAACGAUCAUAUGAAAAUCGUAUGAAAAUCGAAUUGUACAAUACACAUAUAUUAGAGUUUUGCUUGUCACAAAAAGGAACCAUUAAAUUAUUUAUAAAAUGCGCCCAAAGCAAAGCUUUUCUAGAGCAAGAAUCAUUUAACAUAUUUACUUGAGUUGUAAUAUUUUUAUUUUUGUCAUAUCCCAAACUGAAACACUGAAGCUUAACUAUCCAAUAUCAACAUUACAAUUGUACAAAUUUAUUUCAAAUUAAACAUAUCCUAAUAUCAUAUCUAAAUUUUUAAGAAACUUUUUAAUCUCCUUUAGUUACUUUCAAACCUUUUUUUUUGUCCCAUUUAAAAUUUAUGCAAUCGUACUUAUUCGUUCAAUCCGUGUCGAAGUUUUCACCCCUUUUCCCAACUGCAGCAAAGAAUUCCAAUUUAUUUAAUGAAGAAAAAAGUCGACGGGAUGUCAGGUCAGGCCACGCCUCCUUUUCGCCCAUCGAUAGAUCUGAAUUUGGUUGCCAAGCGACAUUUAAACGCCUUGAAAAUGUCAUUCAUUUUAACCGUUUCCCCGCUGUCAGUGGGACGACAAAAAAUUUGCAAUAAUAAUUUGCAAUACCUUGAUUCCGUUUCCUGGUCUUUCGGAAACCAGGAAACCCUCGUCAUCGUCAUCAUCGGCGGCUUUUGUGCACUUCCAUCACUUUUUAAUAAAUGUGCAUGCUAAUUAUAUUAUUACUCAUACGACCCGUUGCCAUGUGUGUCCUUUCGCUGUCUGUUCUUCUCCGCCUCUGGCGCUGCCUCUCCGCGCGAAAUACUUGCAAUUAAUUUCAGCAUAAAAUUGCGAGGCCUGCGGUCCUUUGGCCCCGCACAAUGACACACAGUUAACAUGUCCAAUUUAUUGGCCAUAACUCAUGCCCGGGAUCGACCAAGGAGUGAGUGAGAAGGAUUCCGGAUCCCAGGAAGCAGGAACCAGGAUCCAUGGCCAAUCCAGAGACAGACAUCCGCGCCAUCGACGUGGCAAAGAAAAAUGACAUUAAGGCCA